AAGGAAAGCGUGUGCUGAUGUAGAAAAAAAGGGCUUAGACAUUUGGAAUCAAUUUUGAGUUUUUCCAACUUGUCGAAUAUGAUGGGGGCAAUUUUAAAGUCAUAUAUCAUUUUGUCGCAUGCUCUUAAAGUGAUUGUUGCGGCAGUUGAAUAGACUCUGGCGCAAAAUCGAUUUUGUACAAUCAAUCCUAAUAUGGGAUUUUUUUUAUAUUUGGUUGGAAGAGGGAAAAAAGCUCUCGUGUUUUUUUCGAUGCGGGAUGGAUUAUCAUCUCUGAAUCUUGUGAAGCUUUUCUUCUGAGCCUCAAAAUCGAUUGACACCUUCUCUUCCAGUGUGUGUUUCUGGGGUGCCAGGAAACGAUCGUCUCGACGAAUUUCAGAAGUUCUCGGGAAAGGCUUUUCGCAGUAUUAGGGAAAAGCUUCUCUCACACACUCUCUCUCUCGGUGGCUCUCUGGUGUUGGGUCUGUAUUUGGUUGUCAUGCGCAGAUAUGGCUUGAGAAUAUUUUUCAUAUAUACAUUGUCUAUGGAAAUUUCUCACAAACAUCGUUGUCCUGCUGGCAUCAUUUUCAGGAAGUUUUCUCCUAUACAGAUACGUGCGCGCCAUUAUUCGAGGGAUGCUUUCAGGGAUGGUGUUUUGCGGGUGUACUAGAGGGGUCUCUUUCCUGACCUGCUGAAUGGUGUGUGUGCUAAAGAGGGAUGAUGAUGUAUUGUGUAUGUUUGUGUAUGGGUAAAAGCUUUCCCAUUCCCUGCGAUGGGAUAUGGGAGAGUAUAACCACCCCAAAAAUGUUUAACAAUAUUCUGCGCUCUCAGCAUGAAUCCGUGAGCAUUGGAGCCAGUAUUGAAAGUGGAAGCGAGAAGAGCACAUUGGCAUCAGAAAUUUGCUGGUGCUGUGUGAUGGUGAAGGGACAAAAAAUCGAUUUUCAUCUCACCAUAAGAGGUUAAAAAAGAACGAAAAGAAGUUGUGGUGUUUUUAGCAAAAACGGAGAGUUGUCCUUUGGAAAGGCUCCUGGGCAAUAGAUUGUUUGUGUUGCAAAAUUCCCAGGGAUUCACUGAAAUUACUAACCUGUCGGAUUAUAAAAGAAACUUACCAGAUACUUCACAGCUCAGUGAAUAGUGCUUUUACUUCUUUCUUUUUCUAUUACUAACUACCGUUUACCAAAGCUCAGUAUGUACUUUAUACACCUCCCCAUUUGUGGGUGAGCUUUUGAAUUUUUACCCUCGUUCUGUAAUUGCUUUCGUGGUGACGGGGGGAGAGUUCAACAGAGUUUAGAAGAGAGUGUGAGUGAUUAAAUGUGAAGUGGAGAAAUUCACUUGGAAAAGCUAUUAGUUUAAGUUUUGAGUGAUUUUCUCCGCAUAGUGUUGGAGCUUCGGUUAAAAAGAAGCUUGUUGGAACUCUCUAUGGGCACGAAGAUCAGAAGAAUACAAGAAAAAAAAACACACCAGAUAGGAAGUCACGAAGGAGAGUGAAGAGAGGAGUUACUUUUAUACUGGAAUUCCAAGAGAGUCGAUGGAAUAAUAUUUUUCCAUCCCAAAGAAAAGGCAGAAACGAAAAUUUUUCAAAGCAAGUGAACAGCUCUGUGAGGGAAGUUUAUGGAUAAGAAAUAUCUCCCAGAGGAAUUUUCUUACAAGUGCACAGAGAGCUUUAACACAAAAAAGCUCCAUAGUGAUAAGAGGAUGAGACAAAGUGUGUGUAUGUGUUGUAUGAAAAAUGAGUGAAAAGUGGAGAAUUUUCUCGGAAAAAUUUUAUAUGGAUGUCCUAUAGUGCUACCGAACAUUUCUAAAAGCAAAAGCAAAAAAAAAGCAGAAAACCCCGAAAACCAGGGGAGGACAUACACAUUCUCCUCCCCAUGGGAAGAAAAAGCACAGGAAAAGCUUUCGCGAAACGAUGGAACACUUGUAAGCCAUACUAUGUGCUCUCUUAAAUUCAUUCGUUGCGAAAGGUGCAGGCACUCACAAGACAACCAUACAGUUGGUACAAGUAGCCAUCGAGGCUCCCAACGAAUUCUGCGCACGACGAUGCUGAACGUUCGCUUGGAUUUUGGAAUUUUGCACCUCUCCCCGCCUUUUCACCAGUACAUCUUCAUUCAACCAGAGCAUUCCUAUUAAAUCACACAACAACGAGGGAUUCACUUGAUUUCAUAUUCCAGGAGUAAAAUCUAUUUUUUCCCCUGGAACACUUGAAAAUCAUCCCAAUUACGGAAUAGGAAGAGUGAUAGGGGUAGCCAAUAUAACCCUCAAAAGUGUGGAAAAAAGUUCAAAACCUUAACUAUGCAAAUGUACGCUGAUUGUUGUUCAUGCUGGAAGUUUUUGGUGGUGAAGAAGUGAUUAGAAAAUGUUCCAUUGGAUUUAACAUAAGGGUUUGUGGUACAUAAAUACCAGUGAAGGUUUGGCAAGGAGAGUGAUCCUAAAAAUUGUGUGACAAGUUGGGGUGAACGCGUGAGAAAGGAAGCUUAUUAAAAUAAAUGUGAUAUUGGAAAAGAGGGAGAGAGUCCUCGAAAAUCCAUCAAGAUUGGUAGGGGAGGCCAAUAAGUGUGUGUAUUUUGUAGGCAAAAAAAAAAGCUGAGGCAAAAGCAAAAAAGAAAAAAGAAAAGUGAAAAGAUCUAUGUUCAUGUGAUAAAUCAACGAAUGUUAGAAACAUUCCUCGUCACGAAGAAAUGCCACACAAAAUGGAAAUGACGAUAGUUAUUCAAAUAUCUCUCCUCUUGAUGGUCAUUUGUAAUUUCCGUGGUGGAGGCUGCGUCAAGGACGUGCCUCAAUAUUCCACGGAGGCCGUUGUGGGUGAGACCCUCCAUCUCCACUGCAACGUGAGCACAAAUCCAGACACGGAUGAUGAUGUGGUCCUUGUGCUAUGGUAUCGCCAAGACAAAGGAACACCAAUCUAUAGUGUCGAUAUAAGGGAUCAGAAUUUUAAAGGUGCCAAACGCUGGUCAGAUGAGACUGUCUUCGGCAAUCGGGCCCAUUUUAUGUUUGACAAGGAUUUUGACCACUUUCUCGGGGAGCUUACAGUGCAGGAUGCUCAAGAGUCUGAUGCUGGAUUGUAUCGGUGUCGGGUGGAUUUCAAGAUUGCCCAAACAAGGAACAGCAUGGUCAAUCUUACAAUCAUUGCUCCACCGGACAGAGUUGCCAUUAAGGAUGAGGCAGACGUGGAGAGAUCUUCUGUGGUUGGUCCCUAUGCCGAAGGGGACUAUGUGAAGUUGAAGUGUGAGGUGUUUGGGGGUAAACCAUCGCCCAAGAUCAACUGGUAUCGCGAUGGGAAGCACAUGAUGAGUGAUAUUCAGUCGUCAGCCUCGGGCAAGAGCAAGAUGAGUAUCAUCACGUUCGGACCACUAUCGAGGCAGGACUUGAAUUCGGUAGUGUCGUGUCGAGCCAACAAUCAUCCCAGAGCAGCUCAUAAGGAGGUCACCGUUCAGAUUGAUAUGAACUUUGCUCCGCUCAAUGUGAAGCUUUUGGGGACACAUCAGCCCCUGUCAGAGGGACGACGCUAUGAUAUACUGUGCCAGAGUUCGGGAUCUCGUCCACCGGCUGUUAUUACCUGGUGGCUCGAUAACAAGCGCCUCGAGCAAUCAACAGAAAUGACAAGCAGCAACGGAAACCAAACAACGAGCACCCUCUCAAUUGUCUUUAAUCGCAAUGAUUCGAGUAAGUUUCUGUGCUGUCGUGCUUACAACCACGUUGUGUCAUCAAAGUCUCUGGAAGAUGGCUGGAAGUUGGACAUCCAAUACAUUCCAGAGACGAAAAUCCGCCUUGGAACUUCACUCGACUCCAAUUCAAUCUACGAGGGUACGGAUUUAUACUUUGACUGCCUCAUUUCGGCCAAGCCAGCGGUUUAUCGUGUCGAAUGGCGCCACAAUGGUCGAACACUGCCUCACAAUCAGCAACAGGGAAUUAUCAUCAGCAAUCAGUCGCUGGUGCUGCAGGGCGUUUCACGCUCCACGGCCGGAAACUACUCCUGUGUGGGCUUCAAUGCUGAGGGAGAGGGUGUGAGUCCACCCUUUGAGUUGAAUGUUCUCUAUGCCCCGUCGUGUGCACCAAAUCAAACCCGAAUAUACGGUGUAGCAAAGCAGGAGAAUGCCCAGAUUAAGUGCACUGUGGAGGCAAAUCCGCCCGAAGUGGAGUUCCGUUGGACGUUUAACAAUUCCGCUGAAAGCAUCGAUGUGGCUGGUGGGCAUGUUAGUCGAUUCGGGACAUCCUCUAGUGUCCUGUACACGCCAAUGACGGAGCUGGACUAUGGCACACUCAUGUGUCAGGCCACUAACAAAAUUGGACGCCAGAAGGUACCGUGUGUCUUUCACAUAAUCGCCGCUGGGCGACCAGACCAAGUGCACAAUUGCACCAUCACCAACAUCUCUAUGAGUUCCUUCAGUGUCAAGUGCACUGAGGGUUUCAAUGGUGGACUCACGCAGUCCUUUCUCAUUGAGAUCAAAGAGGCUCAAACAGAAGAGGUUACAGCAAAUUUUACAUCACCUAUUCCGCGAUUUGCUGUCUCCAGCCUAUUCCCUGGUCACGUGUAUACCGUCACCGUGUGGGCCUUCAAUGUGAAAGGGCGCUCGAAUCCUGUGACCCUGCAGGUUGCCAUGCUUCGUCUCCCUGAGAAGCAACUUACUGCAGCAAAUGAGCGCCCAAAGUCAUUGAUAACCUUCACCCCGAUGAUUUCCAUAAUAAUUGGCAUCGUGGCGGCAAUUCUCAUCGGUGGAUUCACCGUUUUGCUGGCGGUGAGAAUCUCCUGUAGACGGACUUGUUGCAGCGUGGCAAAGGACAAUGGUCACAAGGACAUGAACCAGCGUCGUAAUCACACGGUCUGCGAGAGCUCGCCAAGUGGAAGUGAAAGGAGCGGUGAGAGCAAAGAGUUCGACGGCAACGAAAGUGAUGAGAAGAAUCCGGAUGUAAUUCCAGACACGUUGGAAUCACUCGAUCAGAAGAAAUUCAUGCAACGAAGACUACCCAUUUCAACAAUUGAAAAUGCAAAUUCCUGCCGACGUCCACCAAAUACGGCUGGACUUGCUGGACAGAGUCAGGCGAACAGCACAAAUGGAUUGGCACCAUGCCAACCGUCGAAUCAGCAGCAACCUAUGGCCUAUUGCACCCUUCGCAAAGACACCAACUCCCGCCUCAACUUCCAGACUUCUGUCUCCAUUAAUUCUGUCAUAAACACAUACAAUUCAAAUAAAACCUUUACACUGCCUCGACAUCCGGCGAACCAGCCGCGUCAAUGGGCGCCACAUGAUCCAUCAGCGCCGCCCACACCUCAGCCACCGCCACUCUGCUACAGUAUCCCGCCGACUCUGCCCAGUGGCCAGGCUAAGCUCAUGGUAUCUGCAUCUCCCAUCGCGAUGCAGACACUGAGGACGAAUGUAUAUCCGCCAACACUGCCACUUUCUCUAGCGCCGGACUCCGUUGGCGAUGCAGUGGAUAUCCUGAAGAAGGAAAGCAAGGUAUGACAGUAGGUGCCGUAAGCUUAGUCUCUUUGUGAGCAAGCCCUCCAGAUAACUCUUGUAAAUAAUCAUGUAAAACUUCUCCCCACGAUGUUUAAGUGCGAAUGACGCGAAUUCCUCACCAACAUCCCGCAGUUUCAGCGGAAUACAAUUUUUCUUCCUAGGGCAUUGUUUCUACCCCAAAUACACCGACUUAAUAUACUCUCGAUUGAACAAACGGUAGUUCCAACUGAUUUUUUCCUCAAAUUAUUCAAUCAAUUUGUUCAUACAAAUUUUAGAAUAUUUAAUAUGUUUUUUAAUUAAAUACCAAAUACUUUAGAAAGAAAUUAUUUAA
Molecule: messenger RNA, 5763 nt
Organism: Phlebotomus papatasi
Lineage: Eukaryota; Metazoa; Arthropoda; Insecta; Diptera; Psychodidae
Gene: side-VII
Product: protein turtle
Exons: 13
Coding region: 2652-5435 (927 amino acids)
Molecular function (GO): protein binding
Source: RefSeq, a predicted model, not a curated record